GCCGACAUUUUUAUUUAUUUACCUAUAUUUAAUGUCAUAUUUGUUGUCUUCCAGGUCAAUGGAUUUGAGGUUAAUAGGAGUCGAAUCGGGAGUCAAAGGAAGCCAAUAAAGAAGACCAAAGAAUCUAAUUUUAAUAGGCGUCAUAAAGAAAUAAUAAAGUUAAAUUACAGUUCCAAGAAACUGAAUGCAAAAAGAAAUUUAAUUUUAAGACAUUUCGAUUUAUAUACAUUAAGAAAGGUUUUUAAUAAAUCUUUUGUGUUAGAUAAAGCAUGUAGAGAAAUCGAAGAUGAAAUUUUUUUUGAUCAAUAUUUAUCAGAAGAUUCUGGUGAGCUUAUCAUAGAAAAUGAUAAAGAUUUUAAAAUGAUAGCUAGGCUAAAAUCACAAAAAUUUAAAGCUGGUUUUAAAGUCGAUGAAAAAUUUAAAGUCGUAAAACAAUCAGAUAACGAUUCAAGUACAGAAAUUAAUUUGGACAGUAAGAUAAUACGGAUUGAAUGUAAAUAUGUAGAAAUCGAAGACAUAUGUGAAGUUGACGUUAAUAGGGGGGUUCAGAAAGAAGAAUUAAAAUCAGAAUUCUCAGAUGAAUGUGAUCACGCUGGUGCUGUCGACGAUUUGGAUUUGGAAAAUUUAUUAGUAAUGAUGGCACUGUCUUCGAAACCCGAACUGGAUGGAGUUGGAAUUAAGUUGCUUAAUAAUGAAAACGAGAAACAAAAUCAAUUUGCUAAAGAUUUUGUUCCUUUAGCGUUACCUUCGAACAUUUGCAAUGAAAUCAGUAAUGUUUUGAAAAUAGUCCCGUUUAGGCUAGAAAUGAACAAUCGCAAAAUGUAUCUUUCGAUGAAAUAUGUCCGAAAAUGGAAAACUUAUGUCAAAAGAAAACAAGAUUUUUUUGUUGAACAAAGAAAAAAAACGUUAAAUACAUUUUUUGAAAAGUUAGAGAAGAAAAAAUCUAAUAUUAAUCAAGCAAAAGAUUACACAAGUAGAGCAAAGUCUCAGGUUAAAGACUACAAAACUUAUCAACAAAGGUACAAAGUUCAAAAACACAUAAUUGCUUUACAAAAGGCUAAACUUGAAGAACAGAAUAGAAUUAUAGAAGAAUUGAAAUACAACAAAAUUCUAGAAGCUUCGCGACAGUCAGUCGAUGAAAUGAGAGAAGAAGUUCGUAAAUCUUAUUUCGAAAUAGAUAGACAGUUAAAGCCUAAAAUAAAAUGUUUGACCAACGAACUAAAGAUACCUGAAGUUGAUGAAUCGUCGUUGGUCCUUCAUUGUUUAAAGGUGCCGCAGUUUUUACAAAGAAUGGAGAAAAGAGCACGUGAAAGAGAAGAAAAACAUGCUAUGAUACGAGAAAGACGUAAACAAAUGGAAGAAGAUAGAAUUAGACUGAAGCAACAGGAAGAAUUAUCAAAGGCCGAAAUGGAUAAAGAAGAAAAACUUAGGAGGAUUACAGAAUUGCGUGAAAAAAGAAAAAAGGAUAAAAUAGAAAGCAUUAGACGGAAGCAAUACACUGAAAGAAUGAGAGCUCUUAGAGUGAUGGCUGACCUACACUACGAGAGAUAUUUAAUGGUUAAUUAUGCUAUCAGACCAUUAAAAAAGCUAUUAGAAAUAAAACGACACAACGUAGAGAUGGCGGAGUCACAUUAUAAUUUCCAACUAAAGAAAAACGUAUUCUUAAAUUUCAUGUGGUAUACAGAAGAUAUGGUUUUCGAAAGAAAUUAUGUGGCACAAAAUUUUUACCGAAAAAAAGUACUAAGAAAAUACUUUGAAGGAUUUAAGAAGAAUCAUUAUGAAUUCGUUUUGAAAAUGCAAGUAGCCGAGGAUUACUAUGACUACUACGUUACUAAUUUUAUGUUUCGAAAAUUUAAAGAAGGAAUAAAUGUUUUACGAAAGGAGUUUGAAAUUAAAGUUCAAAGAGCUGAUGCAUACUAUGAAAGUAAUCUCCUGUUUAAGACUUUUACAUGUUGGCGUACGUUGCCGGCUUUGAACGCACUCAAGAGAGAGCAAGAGGCGAGGAAAGCCAAAUGGAGACAGAAGGUUUUACAAGUCGUCCCUGAUUACACUCCGCCGGAUGACUGACUGAUUACCUAUUCUUAUUGUUUCACUGGUUUAAGGUAUUGCAAUCAACUUUAAAGUCAUCUACUAUUUCACAAUAGUAGCUACGUUUUUUGUCAUAGUUCGAUAUUUCAAUUAAACCAAUUAUUGCUUAAUUACUUUACUUUACACUAUAGAGUAUACUAAAUAGUACUUAAGGGGCAUGAUUGUUGGAAUGAGGGUCACCAGACUGCCUAGUUUUAUGUCAAUUAUUUUAAUAAUGAAACUAAGCUCAAGUCUACG
This is a messenger RNA of Bombyx mandarina (wild silkworm), 2325 nucleotides long. RefSeq lists its product as uncharacterized. Lineage: Eukaryota; Metazoa; Arthropoda; Insecta; Lepidoptera; Bombycidae. The record is from RefSeq and is a predicted model, not a curated record.